Taeniopygia guttata (zebra finch) is the source of this 3766-nucleotide messenger RNA. It is a transcript of the gene RANGAP1, whose product is annotated as Ran GTPase activating protein 1. Gene Ontology annotation, molecular function: small GTPase binding; GTPase activator activity. Lineage: Eukaryota; Metazoa; Chordata; Aves; Passeriformes; Estrildidae. Gene Ontology annotation, cellular component: cytosol; perinuclear region of cytoplasm; nucleus. The record is from RefSeq and is a predicted model, not a curated record. Gene Ontology annotation, biological process: activation of GTPase activity; signal transduction; nucleocytoplasmic transport.
UCAGCGUAAGAAUUAACAGCAAAGAGACCUCUGGUAGGUUGACAGUUGGGUGUGGGUGACAUGUGCUAUAAAACAUGCUUCAGGAUCUGUAUAUUGAGAUUAGGAGGUAGUCUAUGUGUAAGGUGAAGAACAACAAAGGAGAUUCAAGGGAAAGAGAAGCCAGGAGGAUGUGAACAUCUGUAAGGAAGAUCAUGAUAGAUUAGAACUUAGUUUUAAGAGUAAAGUUGUUAAUUGAACUAGGUGGACAGGGCAACUUCUGCAGAUAUUAACUUAUGUUCCUGUCUGGUAAAGCCUUCAUAGUCUGGAGGAUGUCCUCUUUCUUCUCAGUGUUGGAUUGGCAGAGGCUGGGCGUGUCCAUGAGUUUGGUAUCUGGGUGUCUAGUAGGACUGGAGUAAGCUAUGUGGGUUUGAUGCCUGAAGUUUUAGCUUUCAUGUUUUUCAGGUUCUGUACUGCCUUAGUGUGUAACUCUGAACUUCAUAUAAAGUGUUAGCAAGUUCUCUACACAGGCCAGGUAGACAAAACAAUCCUUUUCCAGCCUGAGAACCAAGGACACCAUUGUAGCUUCAGGCCCAAAAAGUGUGAACAAGAGCAAAUUGAGGAGAGCCAUCUGGGAGGAUGGGACUUCAUAACCUGAAGCUGUAAUUGGACAAUUAACCCCAAUAUGUAAAUGGACAAAAACUUAUAAAAUAUGAAACCUCGUGAUCAGGUGUCCAUCUUGGGUGGAGUCAUGGCUGGUCUGUUGUACUGCCCAAGGUUUAUCUUUUGAAGGCCUUUUAAGAAACACCUACUUUAUUCCUUUAACUCUGUCUAGCCUCUGUUCAGGUAGCCACAGUAGGCAUCAGUUUCUUUCUACUGGCAGCCUACUUGAGAGGAUAGUCAUCCUAGAAAAAUUAUGUUCUUCAGCCUUGGAGAUUUUCACCCCCUGUUUCCAAAAGUGAUAUUAAAAUUAAAGACCCCUGAAAAGAAGUCAUACUCUUGAGAAGCUGGAGGCUUCACAGUUCUUAACUUUUGGAAAAACUGGGAAAAUGGCAUCAGAAGACAUCACUAAGCUUGCAGAGUCACUUGCCAAAACCAAAGUAGGUGGUGGACAGUUGAGCUUCAAAGGCCAGAGCCUUAAACUCAACACAGCUGAGGAUGCUGAAGAAGUGAUCAAGCAAAUUGCCGAAUUUGAUGGCCUGGAAGCCUUGCGCCUGGAAGGCAACACAGUGGGUGUGGAGGCAGCAAAGGUUAUUGCCAAAGCCUUGGAGAAGAAAAGUGAGCUCAAGAGGUGUCAUUGGAGUGACAUGUUCACAGGCAGGCUCAGGUCUGAGAUCCCUCCUGCUUUGAUCUCUUUGGGGGAUGCACUCAUCGCUGCUGGUGCUCAGCUGGUGGAGCUGGACCUGAGUGACAAUGCCUUUGGGCCAGAUGGUGUGCGUGGCUUUGAGGCUCUGCUGAAGAGCCCUGCAUGCUACACUCUGCAGGAACUCAAGCUCAAUAACUGUGGCAUGGGCAUUGGUGGUGGGAAGAUAUUGGCAGCUGCUCUGAAAGAGUGUCACAGGAAAUCAAGUGCCCAGGGCAAGCCUCUUGCUUUAAAAAUAUUUGUGGCUGGCAGAAAUCGCCUGGAGAAUGAUGGUGCCACUGCCCUGGCUGAAGCCUUUGGGAUCAUUGGGACUCUGGAAGAGGUCCAUAUGCCACAGAAUGGAAUUAACCAUCCUGGCAUAACGGCACUGGCACAGGCCUUUGCUAUCAACCCACUGCUUAAGGUUAUAAACUUGAAUGACAACACCUUCACAGAGAAAGGAGCUGUGGCGAUGGCAGAGACUCUGAAGGCACUUCGUCAGAUUGAAGUGAUCAACUUUGGGGACUGCCUGGUCCGUUCCAAGGGUGCUGUUGCUAUUGCUGAUGCUGUUAAAGAAGGGCUUCAUAAAUUAAAGGAACUGAAUUUGUCUUUCUGUGAGAUCAAGCGAGAUGCUGCUCUGACUGUUGCUGAAGCUAUCGAAGAUAAGACAGAGUUGGAGAAGUUGGAUCUCAAUGGUAACUGUCUGGGAGAAGAGGUGUGUGAGCAGCUCCACGAGAUCCUUGAAGGCUUCAAUAUGGCAUCAGUGCUGGGGUCUUUGAGUGAUGAUGAAGGGGAAGAGGAUGAUGAUGAUGAGGAGGAAGAUGAAGAUGAGGAGGAGGAAGAGGAGGAGGAACAGCAACAGCUGAAGGAGAGGGGAACGGAAGAACAGGAGUCACUGACUCCUAAGAAGAUAAUUGAUUCACAGGCUUCAACUCCUGUGCCAUCUCCUCCUGUGGAUGUUGCCACCUUCCUUGCUUUCCCAUCACCAGAGAAGCUGCUGCGACUAGGACCAAAGUGCUCUGUGCUGAUAGCUCAGCAGACAGAUACAUCUGAUGUAGAGAAAGUAGUUGCAACCCUCCUAAGAAUAUCCUCAGUCUUCAAAGAUGAGGCCCCAGUGAAAACAGCAGUGCAUGAAACAACAGAUGCCUUGAUGAAAAAAGCCUUCAGUUCUGCCACAUUUAAUUCAGAUGCAUUCAUCUCAAACCUCUUGGCCCACAUGGGACUACUUAAGAGUGAAGAGAAGAUCAAAACUGUACCAAGCCUCUAUGGUAUUCUUAUGACCUUGAACCAUAUGGUCCAGCAGGAUUACUUCCCUAAAUCCUUGGCCCCAGUUCUCUCAGCUUUUGUUACAAAGCCCAACCGUGCUCUUGACUCCUGUUCAUUUGCUCGCCACAUGCUCUUACAGACCCUCCACCAGCUGUAGGAGACAAGAGAUGUGCCCUUCCUUCUCCAUAGGACUGUCAUCAGCAGAGAACUCAGAGUCACAGAGUGGGAGAGGAUCCCAGAGCUUCUCAGACAUGCUGUCCUUUUCUCUUUUUCCCCUGCAGGAAAUCUGUCAUUCCUUCUGCUUUCAUAAACUUGAACAAAUCCAGUUGAAAUGUCCUCCUGCUCCUCUUGGUGAUUCCCUGGUCUGUAGGGCAGAUGCUUACGCUAAAAUAAGUCUAAACUGCUGUGAGCUCAGCAUGAUUUGAAGAGUUCUCCAUUUUGGUUGCAUUGGCAAGGGUGCCAAGACUAACACAGGGCCCAGAAGAGCUCUCAUCUGGAUCUACCCAGUUGGGCAUUUUAUUUUAUUGGACUUUGAUUCUUGCCUUAUAGCAUUUAGCACUGUGCCAGAGGGAAGCUCUGCUGCUGCUACUGCCCUGCUUCUCUGGGCCAAGGGGUUGCUGCUCAUGGCUCAGAGGGGUGAGGUGUGAUCCCCUUUAGUUCUUCUUUCAAGUCUGUUGUCAAAGGCAGUGUGUGGCCGAUGUUUAUUUUAAUAUACUCUUCCCCUUCUGCUGUGGCUUGGAAUAUUUGUGUAGUGUGGCUGAUCCUGGUGGCCAUUGCUUAAGGGAGUGAGCGUAUUUUAUUGUAAAUUUUUUUUUUUGCCAUUGCCUGUGUUGUUUAUUCUUCCUGCCCUUUUCCUUCUCACCCUAAUUAAAUAGACUUGGUUUGGAAAUAAUUAUAAUCCAUGAAAUCCCAGUGGAACGUGUCUCCCUUUCUCUUCCCUUUGACAAAACACUGGGCCUGUGUACACUGUUCAUAUGCUUGAGAGCCAAGCACGUGUGAAAAUAUGGAGAAGGAAGGUUGUGCUUUUCUCCGAACAAGUAGCAGCAGGUGCCCCUAAAUCUGUCUGGAGGGUUGUCCAUAUGCCCAUACGUGCCUUGGAACCACCAUGACAUUCCUCCAUACAACUUACAAAUGUUUAUGUUGGUUGCCUGAAAUGUUAUGUAAAUAAAAAUUAACUCCACA